This is a messenger RNA of Xenopus laevis (African clawed frog), 2735 nucleotides long. It is a transcript of the gene zbtb39.L, whose product is annotated as zinc finger and BTB domain containing 39 L homeolog. NCBI's taxonomy places the organism in Eukaryota, Metazoa, Chordata, Amphibia, Anura, Pipidae. Gene Ontology annotation, molecular function: DNA-binding transcription factor activity, RNA polymerase II-specific. The record is from RefSeq and is a predicted model, not a curated record. Gene Ontology annotation, cellular component: nucleus. Gene Ontology annotation, biological process: regulation of transcription by RNA polymerase II. The transcript has 2 exons. Bases 302 to 2446 code for a protein of 714 amino acids.
GAACGUGACGGCUGGAUCGCUUCGUACGCACGCAAGUUUCAUAAGGCCGCUCGUAUAAAGUCUCGCUGGCUUCGCGCUCAUUCUCAUUAGAACUGUGCCAGGAGCCUCCAUCAACUGUGUGUGAAGUUGUUUAUACGCGAUGCUGCUCCUGUACAAAUAGAUCGUGACCCUCCUGUGUUAUCAGCACUGUGGGCUGUUUUAAAACGUAGGACAUUAGGAAAAAGUGUAUUCAGUUGGAUUUAUUAUCCUGUUAUUGUAUUACUAUCUAUAGAUGUGCGUUUAAUCAGGAGUAUCAUGUCACAUGUACUUCCCUUACUGGUUUGCAGGGGUUCCCUCCUGCCGCUGGAAACUAAAGAUGGGUAUGAGGAUCAAACUAAACAGCAGCGACCAUCCCAGCAACUUGCUGCGAGAAUUAAACAAAGCAAGGCUGUCAGAGACAUUAUGUGAUGUUACUAUUGUUGUGGGGAACCGAUCCUUUGCGGCUCACAAAGCUGUGUUAGGCUCUGCAGCAACUUAUUUCCACAAGCUGUUCUUAAGCACUGAACUGGAUGUAGCUCGUACAUAUGUUGUGGACUUCAUAACCUCCACUAACUUUGAAAAAGUGUUAAGCUUCAUCUACACUUCUGAGCUGUUCACUGAUCUGAUAAAUGUUGGCGUCAUUUAUGAAGUUGCAGAAAAACUUGGAAUGGAAGAUUUACUGAAAGCCUGCCAUGCAACUUUUCCUGACUUAGAGGGUUCAUCUGGACAGAAGAAUCAAUGUUCUGUGUCCUCAAGUGAAGGCCGCUCAAGCACAUUGAGUGUUGCCUCCACAGAGCAAAGCCAUGGUGAGUCAAAACGCAAUGGAUUGGAUAAUCACCUAUCUAAUACUGAUAAAAGUUUAACUGGGCAAGGAGAUAAUUUAGCAUGCUUUAAAGGUGAGGAACAGGAGGCUAAUUUAAAUCAAGCACCAAGCUUUGUGCUACAUGCUAAAUCUGAAGAGCAAAGCACAUCAGGGAGAUACCAGUCCUCUCAAUGUUCAGUUAAUUCUGGGUUUGUCCCAACAAGUACCUGCCAGCAGUACAAACCCCAGCAUAAUGGGGAGUACAACAAAAGUGGAUACUUUUCUGGGGAUACUUCCAUAAAUGUAAACCCAAAGGAAUCUCCAGGGGGCUUUGAGGCAAUGGGAGAGCUACACCUUGAAGAGCUGGAAGAAGAGGAGCUGCAGUUUGAUGAGGGUGGCGAUGAAGAUUCAGGACCUUCAGGAGAAGUGAUUGAACUUAGUGAUGGCAGUGAAGAUGAGCUGCUCAUAUUUGGACAAGGAGAAUCACGAAGUAGCAAAGCAAUGCCAUGCCAAGUGUGCAAGAAAGUACUGGAACCAAACUUGCAGCACAUUCGUCAACAUGCGAGGGAACAUGUAGACCCCCGCACCGGCAGCUGCAAGGUUUGCCAGGCUCGCUUUCAUGACCGUGGUGCUAUGGUUACUCAUGUCUUGUCUCACAUAGGUAUUUUUCUGUUUUCCUGUGAUAUGUGUGAGGAUAAGUUUUUCAGCCAGUGGCAGCUCACUCUCCAUCGUGGACAAGAAGGAGCAGUAUCAGAGCACAAUAUUAUUGUACAACCAGGUCAGCCACUUCCAGGUGAAGUAAAUGCAUUUGUUGGGGCAAUGGGUACUGAACUACCCUGUGGAGCCUGUCACAGGACAAUGCUAAGAGAUUUCCACUCUGUACGAUCACAUGCCCUGGAACAUCUUAACCCAAAAGGAUUAUCUUGCAAUUUGUGUGAACAACGGCAUUUGACACUCUGUGGAUUGAUGUGGCACGUCUUCUCUCACAUGUCUAUAUCUGUUUUCUCAUGCUCACUCUGUGCUAGCAGCUUCCUUGAACGGCACCUUCUAGAGAAACACAUGGCUGUUCACCAAAGCCUAGACGAGCCUCUCUUUCGCUGCCACCUCUGCUCCCAAGGCUUCAAAUCGGAAUCUGCACAUCGGCAACAUUUAGCCCAGCAUCGAUGUGGCAGCAUUCCUUCAGACCGCCCUGGGUUUCCUGACUUUGCUCACGUUCAACUGGGAACUUCUAAGAGAAAAUUGUCCGAGGAUUUUCCUGUAGAUGAGCAUUUACUUUCAGGACAGACAGGCCACAGCAAGUACACUUGUAAAGUGUGUGGAAAAUCUUUCUCCCACACCAGUGAGUUCAAUUACCAUCGGCGCAUUCACACUGGCGAAAAGCCGUACCAGUGCAAAGUAUGUCACAAGUUCUUCCGUGGUCGCUCAACCAUAAAGUGCCACCUGAAGACACAUGCAGGGGCCCUGAUGUACAGGUGUACUGUUUGUGGACAUUACAGCUCCACCCUAAACCUCAUGGGAGAGCAUAUUGCAAUUCACCGGGGCAACUUACCUGCAGACUUCACUAUUGACCAAACAUUUAUGUACACAAUUCACUCCAAAGAAACAGAUAAGAGUGGUGAAAGCUGAUACUUUUACAGGUGAACUUGGUAGAGGGCUGUAGUACCCCCACCUCCCAUUUUAAAUUUAUAGUGGCCCAUUCAAGUGAGGUGGAUUAAUUAAUUAAAUUUAGUGUAUUUCCGUGUUUUAACUAUUUGCUACUCUCUCUUUUUUUAAUGGUGUUCAGUCUGCAUUUCAUUGCUUUGUGUAUUCUAAAUCUGUCCAUAUAUUUGAUAGUUUUGAGUCCAGGUUUCUUAUUUAAUAUUUUUAUUUAAAGUCAUUGUGUCUUCACUGCAGAUAAAGGAGAAAUCAUACAUUG